AGCUACGCAAGUGAUUCCUGGAGGAGUGCCAAAAGCAUCCCUAUAGUAUAUAUACUUAUCGUGUUUCCUAGAAACUAAGCUAUACAAGUUGCCCGCCCAAGAUCGCCAACAAAGAUUUGCCUUUGAAACUGCCUAGCUUUCCUCUCUGACACUGCUGAUUUAACCUCUUCGUCUUCGACGACCUUGGUGUUCUUCCAUGGCGCAGCUUUUGUGGUUGGCGUCCGUGCUUCUCCUUGCCGCCAGUUCGGUGGCAGAUGCCGCAACUGCGAACUACACAUUCACAGUGGCGAGCAUGCGAGUUAAUCGGCUGUGCAACAGCACUGACAUCAUUGCGGUGAACGGCCAACUGCCUGGGCCAACGAUAGAGGUGAACGACGGCGACGAGGUUGUCGUCAAUGUAACCAACGGGUCGCCAUACAACUUAACCAUCCACUGGCAUGGGAUGCUCCAGUUACUGACGCCAUGGGCGGACGGUCCGAGCAUGGUGACCCAGUGCCCGAUCCAGCCCAACAGCUCCUACGCGUACCGCUUCAACGUGACCGGGCAAGAGGGCACGCUGUGGUGGCACGCGCACUCCUCCUUCCUGCGCGCCACCGUGUACGGCGCCCUCAUCGUCAAGCCCAGGAAUGGCUCCGCCUACCCGUUCCCCACGCCCGACCAAGAAGUCCCUCUCGUACUCGGCGAGUGGUGGAGCCAGAAUGUUGUCGACGUCGAGAAGGACGCGCUCAUGUCCGGCCAGCUUCCUAGCCGCUCCGACGCCUUCACCGUUAACGGUCUAACCGGCCAGCUAUACCCGUGCGCAAAUGAGACGUUUACGGUGGUGGUGGAGCCGAACACGACGGUGCUGCUCCGGGUGAUCAACGCCGCGCUCAACACGCACCUCUUCUUCAAGUUGGCCGGCCACAACUUCACCGUGGUGGCCGUGGACGCGUGCUACACGGCCAACCACACCACGGACACGCUGGUGCUCGCGCCGGGGAACACCGUGGACGCGCUCAUCUUCACGGGCCCCAAGCCGGCCGGGAGCUACUACAUGGCGGUGCAGCCGCACGACACGAUAUCCCCGGCCACGAUGGCCACCUCCGACGACGACUCCACCGCCACGGCCAUCCUGCGCUACAACGGCACGUCGCCCACGGCCACGCCCGCCAUGCCGGCCAUGCCGACCAGCUCCGACACGUCCACGGCCAACGCCUUCUACUUCGGCCUCAGAGGCGUCAAGGCCUUCACGGCGGUGCCGACCAAGGUGGACGUGAACAUGACCAUCGAGCUGGGCCUGGGCCAGCUGCCGUGCGACUCGGCCCAGACCAGCUGCAACGGGACCGCCUUCGCGGCGGCCAUGAACGGCGUCUCGUUCCGGCUCCCGACGCGGGUGUCGCUCCUGGAGGCCCAGUUCAAGGGCAAGCCUGCUGGGGUCUACACCGCCGAUUUCCCCGACGGGCCCCCGGGGAGCGGCAUGGCGAUGGUGGAGGGGACCAAGGUCAGGAGCCUCCCGUACAACUCGACGGUGGAGAUCGUGCUCCAGAACCCGACCGCCGUCCCGGCGGAGAACCACCCGAUCCACCUCCACGGCUUCAACUUCUUCGUGCUGGCGCAGGGCCUCGGGACCUUUACGCCGGGCAACGCCAGCGCGUACAACCUGGUCGACCCGGUGUCCCGAAACACCCUCGCCGUGCCCACCGGGGGAUGGGCCGUCAUCCGCUUCGUCGCCAACAACCCAGGGAUGUGGUUCUUUCACUGCCACCUCGACGCGCACGUCCCGAUGGGCCUCGGCAUGGUGUUUGCGGUACAGAACGGGACGGCGCCUGGCUCCAUCCUCCCUCCGCCGCCGGCGGAUCUACCGAUGUGCUAGAACUUGCAAGUAAACGGCGUGACGUCAGUACAUGAUCCUGCGUGUAAAAUUUUACAGAUUUGUUCUUGUUGUACAAAAAAAAAGUGGGCAUGUUGUUAGUUUAUUUCUUGUGUACUUACAAAGGAAGUUUACAUCGAUUGUUUUUGGUGUAACUAUAUGUUCUCUUAAUUUUUUACAGUGUAAAAAAAACAGUGGCUUCACAAGUUCGGGCGGUGUAAAUAUACUCUGCUGAUUGGGAUUACAACUGACUUUGGCC
Messenger RNA from Brachypodium distachyon (stiff brome), 2108 nucleotides. Its product is annotated as laccase-7. Bases 197 to 1852 code for a protein of 551 amino acids. Gene Ontology annotation, cellular component: apoplast. Lineage: Eukaryota; Viridiplantae; Streptophyta; Magnoliopsida; Poales; Poaceae. The transcript has 6 exons. Gene Ontology annotation, biological process: lignin catabolic process. Gene Ontology annotation, molecular function: copper ion binding; hydroquinone:oxygen oxidoreductase activity. The record is from RefSeq and is a predicted model, not a curated record.